This is a messenger RNA of Ectocarpus siliculosus, 1101 nucleotides long. NCBI's taxonomy places the organism in Eukaryota, Phaeophyceae, Ectocarpales, Ectocarpaceae. The record is from the annotation of a GenBank genome assembly.
AUGGCACCAUCAGCAGAGACGCGGAGACGCACGAUCAUUGCUUUGCAGUACCAGAAGAUGCGAAGGUUGAGGUUGCGUGAAGAAGAAGCUCUGCAAGCAAGAUACGACGACGAGGCUGACCCAGAGUACUACGACUCCUCCAGCAGCGAACGGCAGCGGGAACUUGCCGCGGCAGCGGCGAUAGGAGUGACGAUGGGACUCCCAAUGACAAUGGGGGGCACCCGCUCUGUUCACGAGCGGCGGUGCCGCAUGCGCCUUCCACCUGGUGGCGCGGCACCUUCAGCCUGCGCCACCACCUCGACCACUACCAACCCGUCCCCAGAUAGCGCUGCUCCUCCUACCGUUUCUGCUUCUCCGUCAUCGAGCCUGUGGCCCUCCACCGCGGACCUGGUGGACGGUAUCCUCGCCGGAAGCAGGGCAUCCCUGAGCCGAGCAAUCACACUAGUGGAAUCACAUCGCCUGGACCACCGUCGCCAAGCAGAGCUCCUGCUCGACCGGCUACUCUCAGCUCGGCAUCAGGCAGGAGCGCCGCCGCCGCCGCCGGCUUCCCAACCACCACCACCACCACCACCACCGCCCCCGCCAGAAGAAUCAGUCACUGACAGCGCAAGCGGUGGCAGCUGUAGCUCGAGCCUGAGCACCCCGCCCGACAGCGGGACGGCGGCAGCGGCGGCGGUGGCGGAGGGGCUUGCGUCGUCGGGGCGAAGAGACUGCAGCAGUGGUCGGCUCGUGGCCGCCACCGGUGGCUUCCCGAAGCUGGGGAUGAGGCUAGGGAUCGCAGGGCCUCCGGGGGCAGGCAAAUCGUCGUUUAUCGAGGUGCUUGGCAAGAGACUCACUUCCGCGGGUAAUCGGGUAGCGGUGAUCUCCAUAGACCCUUCCAGCUUAAGAACAGGCGGAUCGAUACUGGGAGACAAGACGAGGAUGGAUGAGCUGUCUCGAGACCCUAGCGCAUUCGUCCGCGGGUGUCCGGCGAGAGGAGUACUGGGCGGCCUCUCUAGGUACACCCACGAAGUGGUGCUGCUGUGCCAGGUGGCGGGGUACGACCCCGUCAUCGUCGAGACCGUCGGCCUAGGGCAAAACGAGGUGGUUCUUCGGCCGUAG